Phyllostomus hastatus (greater spear-nosed bat) is the source of this 1490-nucleotide messenger RNA. RefSeq names its product hepatitis A virus cellular receptor 1 homolog. Gene Ontology annotation, biological process: phagocytosis, engulfment; positive regulation of mast cell activation. Gene Ontology annotation, cellular component: cell surface. Bases 77 to 988 code for a protein of 303 amino acids. Gene Ontology annotation, molecular function: virus receptor activity; phosphatidylserine binding. The transcript has 9 exons. The record is from RefSeq and is a predicted model, not a curated record. Lineage: Eukaryota; Metazoa; Chordata; Mammalia; Chiroptera; Phyllostomidae.
CCACAGGGCAGAAAGUACCCUCAACACCCAAAGAGCCAGCUGACCAUCGUCUCGGAGGCCAAGGGCUGAUACCAUCAUGCAUUCCUGGGUAGCCUUCACAGGCCUUCUACUACUUUGGACAGAUGCUGUGGUUUCUCAGGCACGUGUGGAUGGGGUGGCGGGUCAGUCGGUCACGCUGCCCUGCACCUACUCCACAGCUGGUGGGACCACCUCCAUGUGCUGGGGCCGGGGGGCGUGUCCUCUUACUCGGUGCCCGAAUGAGCUCAUCUGGACGGAUGGCCACCUCAUCACCUUUCAGAAGAGCAGGCGUUAUAACCUGAAGGGAAUGAUUUCUCAAGGCAACGUGUCCUUAACCAUCGAGGACGCAGCCCAGUCUGACAGUGGCACGUACUGCUGCCGGGUUGAGUACUCGGGGUGGUUUAAUGAUUUGAAAGUCAACAUAUUAUUGGAUGUAAAGCCAGCUCCACCUAAGGCCACCAGUGCUCCGACAUCACCUAGGGUCUCCACCUCUGCUCCCACAACUGCAGCACCCACAGUGAACCUCAUGACAGAAACCAUGUCAUCUUCGCUAAUGCAGACAACAGGCACCCAGCCUAUCACAACACAGGAAGCAAAUAGGACCAGCUCACCAUCGAACCCUUGCACAACAGCAGGCGGGAACAGCACGGUGAUGCGGCCUUCAGAGGGGGGUUGGCCAGACGGUGGAAACCCGGUGAACUUGAAAGAAAAGCCGUGGAUGAACACCAAUAAGGCUCUCUACAUUGGACUUGCCGCUACCGCGCUGAUAUUGCUCAGUGUUUUGACGACUGUGAUUACCAAAAGACAUUUAUGUGUGAAACGAAAGGUGUUGAAUAUAAGCAAGCCUUCACCUAUAGAGCUCCUGACCGGAACUCCGCCAAAUACCGGAACUCCACCAAAAGACACAGCAGUGCACUACCGAGCAGAAGAGAGCGUCCACUUUGAGAACAAACUUUACAGUGGGAAUUAAGACCCAGAGACCGUCAAAGGCUUUAUGCUCUUGACUACAGAAGACAGCGACCAGAUCUCACCAUGUCAGAGUCCUUUAAAGCACCACAAUGACUUUUCUGUCAAUCUCCCACCAUAUUCCAACCUGUCAGUGAUGUUGGUUUGAGUGUCUUUAACUCUUCUGUGUGUAGUCGACCUUAGCGGUGAUCGGUCUUAAUUUUUUAUGUGAAACUGGCUCAGUCUUUCUGAUCAUAGCCGAGCUCUCUCCCAGGUAUGAAAUGAACACUUCAGACCUCAUGAAUCCUGUGUCCUGCAAGAAUUCUCACUGGAGAGACAGAGAACUGCCUCCUUGGUCAUAUAGGACUUGGUACUUAAAUGACUUCACUUGGAAGCAUUCAAUGAUUAUCUCUUGUUUUUUAUCUUGUUAACUCCACAUGUCGCAUUUCUUAAGUCACCCAAGGGUUUCAAAUCAUGGAAGUUCAUAGGUUUUUAUUUCCUUCAUUAUGAAAUAAAGUCAGUGUGAU